This is a messenger RNA of Lachancea meyersii CBS 8951, 948 nucleotides long. Lineage: Eukaryota; Fungi; Ascomycota; Saccharomycetes; Saccharomycetales; Saccharomycetaceae. The record is from the annotation of a GenBank genome assembly.
AUGGGCCAAAACUCUGAAACCGAUCAUAUCAACAACAAACUAGAGCUUAUUGCACAUUUUUUCCUCAUCUAUUUGGGCCAUUGCAAGUUACUUGCAGAUAAUGCGAAUGUUAAAUUCAAAGAGAUUUCUCGCAAGAACAUCGAGUUCAAAGUGAGUAUCAAUGGCGCAGUUGCAUGUCAAAGACUGCAGUGCAAAUGCUGCGACGUGUUGGAGGUGGUCUUAAUGGACAUGAGUGGCAGCCAAAAGUGCAUGGUCUCUGUGUGCAGCGACGAACAGCCGAUCCGGCAGGAAAUAUUCAUAUAUGACCGGGAUCUUAUCAGCAACAAUGAAGAAGUGCCAUUCCCGCUUGAAAAAUAUCGGAUUGGCGAGUUCUACAGUCCCAAAGUCGACGCAAGCCUGGAUGCAAAAUUUCGUCUUAGAAGCAGGACUUCUUCGGGGAAAAAUCAGACUGGGGAGUCCGAACAGUCCAAUAUGAGCUCUUCUGGGUAUGCAGCGGUUCAUCAGAGAUUGGAAAAACUCAAGUUCGGCAACCCUCCGUUGUCGGCAUCGCAUCGGUCGGCACACCGCCGCAACAGUAUCUCAGAUAUGCCCCGUUUCGACGACGAGUACGAGGUUAAUCAAAGCUCUGGAAUUCCAGUCACAGGCGAAUUUGGAGUUCCUGGCUUAGCGUCGGGCUACGGAGACCGGGAUCUGUACCCAGGUGGGCAAAAGUACCCUAAUUUGCAGGAUCCAGCAUCACAGUUUCCAAGCACCCAAGGUCGACUACGGGGCCAAGGUGGCAUGAUAUUUGACCCAUCCAAAAGUAAUCCUGACGAUUCUUGGUCCGAUCCACUGCGUGGAGACCCAUCGUCGACGGGAGGUCCCAAGCCUCCAUUUCCUGGUGCUCGUUUUGACGAUCCGUUUGGCAGACAAAAUUAUCAAGGUGGGGGUGGAGGAGGUUUUAUUUGA